UAUUCAUGUGCAAUCAUAAGACUCUAAAAGCUAGUGCAUGUUGGUUUGUUAUAGUUAUUCAAAGCUAUAAUUUAUUCUAUAACUUAUUUGUAUUUUUUUUAUUGAAAUCAUUAUUAGGCAAAAUGAAUUGAACCUUUGGACGUAAAACAUGAAGAAUCAUUAAAUGUUAAGUUUAUUUUAUAUGUGCUAAUAAGACAGAGAAAUUAGUAGCCAUAGACGAAUGAGACUAUAUCGCGCAUAACGUUUAUUUAGAAAUUUUCAACGUCUUAAAGAAGAAAGAACAAAAAUAAUAUAUUUCGUCAAAUAAUUAUUAGUUUAUAACAUAUUCUGAUAUCAAGUUUGUUCAGUCUUUCCUACAUUGUGUCAAAUGACUGUGGAUGGUACUAACAGCAACGAACAAGUUAUUCUCGUAACAGGUGGUUACGAUCAUACUAUCAAAAUAUGGCAACCUCACACAGGAGUUUGUCAACGUACUGCAGAACACACAGAUUCGCAAGUCAAUGCCUUAGAUAUAACUCCGGACAAAUAUCUAAUAGCUGCUGCCGGAUAUCAACAUAUAAGGAUGUACGACUUAGUUUCAGAUAAUCCAAACCCAAUCAUUAAUUAUGAAGGAGUAUCAAAGAAUAUUACAGGCUUGGGAUUUCAGGAGGAGGGUAAAUGGAUGUAUACUGGAGGAGAAGACUGUUCAGCGAGAAUUUGGGAUCUCAGAUUGUGCAGCUUUCAAUGCCAAAGAAUAUUUCAAGUGUCAGCUCCUGUAAACUGUGUUUGUCUGCAUCCGAAUCAAGCAGAACUUAUUGUUGGUGAUCAAAGUGGUGUUAUACAUUUAUGGGAUCUACGUUCAGAUCAUAACGAGCAAUUGAUACCAGAGGCUGAAGCGUCUGUGCAAGAUGUUGCGAUUGACCAGGAUGGUACAUAUAUGGCAGCAGUAAAUAACAAAGGCCACUGUUAUAUUUGGACACUUACUGGAGGUGUAGGCGAUGAACCUACCCGUCUUAAUCCUCGUCACAAACUUGCAGCACACAAACGUUACGCACUUAGAUGCAAAUUUAGCCCUGAUUCUACACUUUUAGUGACUACGUCUGCUGACCAAACUGCGCGUGUUUGGAAAACCACAGAUUUUUCGGAGGUACAAAUACUUCAACAUGAAGCAAAACGAUGGGUCUGGGAUGCUGCAUUUAGUGCAGAUUCACAAUACAUAUUUACUGCUUCAUCCGAUGGUGUUGCAAGAUUAUGGAAUGUAUCAACAGGAGCAGUAGAACGAGAAUAUCAGGGUCAUCAAAAAGCAGUUACUGCUCUUGCAUUUCGUGACGAAGUACUUCCUACUUCUUAAACGAAUUGUACAUUUGUUUAAAUUUUUGAAUAAAAUAUUGUGUUUUCAUGAACACAAUAUUUUUGAAUAGUAAGAAAUAUCGUUUUAGCUUGUAAUUUACAUUAAAUUAUGUUAUUCGUG
Frieseomelitta varia is the source of this 1450-nucleotide messenger RNA. RefSeq names its product target of rapamycin complex subunit lst8 (gene Lst8). NCBI's taxonomy places the organism in Eukaryota, Metazoa, Arthropoda, Insecta, Hymenoptera, Apidae. Gene Ontology annotation, biological process: TOR signaling; regulation of actin cytoskeleton organization. Bases 368 to 1330 code for a protein of 320 amino acids. The transcript is spliced from 8 exons. Gene Ontology annotation, cellular component: TORC1 complex; TORC2 complex. The record is from RefSeq and is a predicted model, not a curated record. Gene Ontology annotation, molecular function: protein binding.